Molecule: messenger RNA, 1450 nt
Organism: Mugil cephalus (flathead mullet)
Lineage: Eukaryota; Metazoa; Chordata; Actinopteri; Mugiliformes; Mugilidae
Gene: capgb
Product: capping protein (actin filament), gelsolin-like b
Exons: 9
Coding region: 184-1218 (344 amino acids)
Biological process (GO): actin polymerization or depolymerization; barbed-end actin filament capping; actin filament severing
Cellular component (GO): cytoplasm; actin cytoskeleton
Molecular function (GO): phosphatidylinositol-4,5-bisphosphate binding; actin filament binding
Source: RefSeq, a predicted model, not a curated record
CGGUGGAGUCGAGAGGGCCGGGCUAAGGCGACCGCAGACAGAGGCAGGAAAUAUCUUUUGUGUGCGUGAGAGAGAAAGAAUUUGUGUAUUUAAGGACGUGUCCCUCCUUGCAUUGCUGCUUUGCUCUCCGCUCUCCAGUCGAACACGUUUUUGAUCUCCAACUCACUUCCCAACUUUACAAGCAUGCUCCACUUCCAGGCAGCACCGGGUCAGUUCGGCCCAGAGGUCCGGGAGCCGGGUCUCCGGGUGUGGAGGGUGGAGAAGAUGAAGGCGGUGGCGCUGGAUCCCUCGGAGGUGGGAGCUUUCUUCAACGGGGACUCGUAUCUGGUGCUGAAGAACCGCGGGGAAGAGGGGGCCGACCUCCACAUGUGGAUAGGUGAGAAGUCGUCCCGGGACGAGCAGGUGGCCUGUGCCAUGCUGGCUACGCAGCUGGACAACUUCUUGGGCGGCGACCCCAUUCAGCACCGGCAGGUCCAGGGCUUCGAGACGCCGGAGUUCAUGGAGCUCUUCCCCAGAGGGGUCAGCUACAAGGAGGGUGGUGUGGAGUCGGGCUUCAGGAAGACUCAGGGCGGCGGGACGGUGCACAGGUUGUAUCAGAUCAAAGGGAAGCGCAACAUCCGUGCCAAGGAGGUCGAGCUGUCAUGGAACAGCUUCAACAAGGGGGACUGCUUCAUCCUCGAUCUCGGACAGACCAUCGUGUCGUGGAUCGGAUCUCAGGCCAACAUCUUCGAGAAGCAGAAGGUGCGUGAGAUCGCCUCGUUGAUCCGUGACACGGACAGACACGGCAAAGCUUCUAUCGUGGACAUCUGCGAGGGGGAAGAGCCGGAGGAGAUGCUCAAGGUUUUGGGACAGAUGCCAGCGCUGGCAGAGAGCACGCCAGAAGAAGACAGCAAAGCAGACGCUUCCAACUCUGCCUCCCUCUACAAGGUGUCAGACGCGACGGGCUCCAUGUCCACGACCAAAGUGUCAGAGAAGAGCCCGUUUGCCAAGGAUCUGCUGGUUCGUGACGACUGCUUCAUUCUGGACAACGGCGCCAACGGAAAGAUCUUCGUCUGGAAAGGUAACGGAGCAAAUGCCGCCGAGAAGAAUGCGGCCCUGCAGAUGGCAGACAGCUUCAUCGAGAAAAUGAAUUACCCCAGGAUGAAGACACAGGUGGAGAUUCUGCCACAGGGGAAGGAGACCAUCAUCUUCAAGCAGUUCUUCAAUAACUGGAACUGAACAUUUCACACGGGAGGAGCCCUGGACAAAUCCUGCACUGGAGCUGGAAGAGCAGCAGCUCGUUUUGUUUUUAUAUGCGUUUUACUUGUACAUAUUUGUAAGGUACCACGCUGACGCUGCAGCCGGCUUUGGACGUCGUAGAAUCAGAGAUGUGAUGCCACUUUUAUAAAAACCAAACACGUUUCUUGUUGUGAGCGUAUCAAAGACAUAAAGAGAAAUAUCAAAACUUAAA